AUGGCGCAGGGCAUAACAACCGGAGGGAAGUAUUGGGAGGAUAGAGUAGCCUUCGAAACAGAAGGAGCAAGUCAAGAAGAUGUGGAAUAUGAUGAUGUUUUGGAGCUUAAUAAAUUUGACGGACUACCCUACUCCUCUCGAUAUUACACAUUACUGAAGGAAAGGAUGGCUCUACCAGUUUGGAAAGCCAAGUGUGAUUUCAUGGACAAGCUGGCCAACAAGCAGUUUGUUAUUGUCUCUGGCACUGCAAAAACUGGCAGAAGCUGUCAGGUGAGUUGAUUACUCAAUGUUUGGUAUACUCAGUGUAUAUUUGUAAUACAUAGUGACUAUGGGUUGCAUCCCAAAAAUCUCUCCUUUCUCAGAAAUUGUGCACUUGUUCAAUUCCCUUCUUGGAUUUGAAAGAAAAGGACUGGUAUAAGGAAUAGGCCUAUGGUGGAAUCUCCCUCUGGUCUAGCCCAUUCCUAUACUAAUCCAAUGUUUUUACAUGUGUGAGAAGUACUGAACCAAUGCACACUUCAGGAGUAAAUAAAGAUUGUCCAACUGGUAAGUGAAAUGAGGGGUUUAAUUAAUGCUCUCAUUAUGACUGAAGGACUUGAUUAGAGAAAGGAUCAUUUGUUGUAGCAGUGUGUUUCAUGUUCUUAUCUUUCUUCCUGUGGCAUGCUAAGAUCCCCCAGUGGUGUGCAGAGUUCUGCCUGUCUGUCCAGUACCAGAAUGGCAUGGUGGUGUGCACCCAGGUCCACAGGCAACAUACAGUGGAUCUGGCCCUGCGUGUAGCUGAUGAGAUGGAUGUCAACAUUGGCCAUGAAGUGGGCUACAGCAUCCGCCUAGAGACAUGCUGCUCUGGUGACACUGUUCUCAGGUCUGUAAACACUAUUAUACACACUGCUCACACACUAUUUCACAAACACACACACUCUCUUUCUCAUACACACUUACAUCACCCCCCUCUUUCCUGGCGUCUGUCUUUUCCGGGGGGGGGGGGGGGGGGGGGGGGGGGGGGGGGGGGGGUAACCACGGAAGUGAACCACGGAAACCUAAUUAAUCCACUGACCAGACUAAUUACUAGAGUAAAUGACACUAGCACAAAGCAGCUUCAUUAAGGACCCUUUCAGGAGGACGGCUAAUACAUCAUGUUGUCUUACACUUUUGGCUGUAAUUUGCUAUUAGAGCACUAGAAUUGAUUGCUUUUACGUUUUUGUAGAAGUGUGUACUUGAUAAAUCACUUUAGCAGAAGUUUACCAACACAGAUGCUACUCCCACAAACCUGUUACCUUACGCCUGUUUACGACCAUACAUCUGUUUGUGGGUGUAUACAGUUGAAGUCGGAAGUUUACAUACACUUAGGUUGGAGUCAUUAAAACUUGUUUUUCAACCACUCCACACAUUUCUUGUUAACAAACUAUAGAUUUGUGUGUAGUUACCAGCCCGUGUAACUGUCAAAAUGGAAGGCACUGGACUCUGAAUGGAGGUCAUUUUUGUCACAUUAUCAUGGUCCAUACACAUUCAGCCCAAUCAGCUUUGAGAGUGUGAGGUCUAUUGGUGUUGACAAGACAGGCAGGAGAUGUCUUGUUCCAAGGCAGUAACGUAUAGCUACACACUACAUGGGGGAAAACGUUUCAUCAGAAUCACCUUGGGAGAAGCCAUUCUAGUCAGUUUCAGUACUCGGCAGUAAUGGAGAAAACCAGUAGUGCAAGGACAUGAGGUGAAAGAAGCAGACAGGUUUAUGUAGAUGCACAGCUUCUUGUUUAGUGGUAGCUCUGAUGCAGCAGCGUUGUCUGGAUAGUAAAGCUAGAGUACGUUGUGUUUCCUCCCUGUCAACUCCAUACAAUACACAAAAGCUGAGCUAGCUCUGCUCAGGUGGCACAACUGAACAGUAUUGGUAAAGCACAAUAACGAAAUCAGUUGAAUGUGUUAUGUGCAGCAAAGCGCAUACAGUUUCAGUGAUAUUUAAGAAAAAUGAGACAUCGAGUGACAUUAAUUAGGGAUACUGGGAGAAUCUAGUUUUUAUACUCACCCAUAGUCAGAAGAACUUGUGGAUACCAUUCUUCAUAUGUUAGUGUACCUGUAGACUUCUAGUCAUUGCGCUAACGCUAGUUAGCAUUGGCUCGUGAAACUAACUUCCUUCAUACUGCACGCAGAGACAUAACAAUUGUAUCCACGAGUUCUUCUGACUCUGGGUAAUAGCUGUUAUUUUGUCCUACAAAUAAUAUAAGCACCCAUUAUAGUAGUGGCAAAGUAAAACUGAUCAAAAUUUAGAUUAUUUGUCAUCUAAAUAGGCAACCGCAUGAUUCAUAAAAUACAUUCACUGUUAAAGGAAAUUAAAUCCUAAUAAAGACAGAACUGUGCAGACUAAUGAAACCAUAGCUUACACAUACAGUUGAAGUCGGAAGUUUACAUACACUUAGCUUGGAGUCAUUAAAACUUGUUUUUCAACCACUCCACAAAUUUCUUGUUAACAAACUAUAGUUUUGGCAAGUCGGUUAGGACAUCUACUUUGUGCAUGACACAAGUAAUUUUUCCAACAAUUGUUUACAGACAGAUUAUUUCACUUAUAAUUCACUGUAUCACAAUUCCAGUGGGUCAGAAGUUUACAUACACUAAGUUGACUGUGCCUUUAAACAGCUUGGAAAAUUCCAGAAAAUGAUGUCAUGGCUUUAGAAGCUUCUGAUAGGCUAAUUGACAUCAUUUAAGUCAAUUGGAGGUGUACCUGUGGAUGUAUUUCAAGGCCUACCUUCAAACUCAGUGCCUCUUUGCCUGACAUCAUGGGAAAAUCAAAAGAAAUCAGGCAAGACCUCAGAAAAAAAAUUGUAGACCUCCACAAGUCUGGUUCAUCCUUGGGAGCAAUUUCCAAACGCCUGAAGGUACCACAUUCAUCUGUACAAACAAUAGUAUGCAAGUAUAAACACCAUGGGACCACACAGCCAUCAUACCGCUCAGGAAGGAGACAAGUUCUGUCUCCUAGAGAUGAACGUACUUUGGUGCGUAAAGUGCAAAUCAAUCCCAGAACAACAGCAAAGGACCUUGUGAAGAUGCUAGAGGAAACGGGUACAAAAGUAUCUAUAUCCACAGUAAAACGAGUCCUAUAUAGACAUAACCUGAAAGGCCGCUCAACAAGGAAGAAGCCACUGCUCCAAAACCGCCAUAAAAAAGCCAGACUACGGUUUGCAACUGCACAUGGGGACAAAGAUCGUACUUUUUGGAGAAAUGUCCCCUGCUGUGGGGGUGCUUUGCUGCAGGAGAGACUGGUGCACUUCACAAAAUAGAUGGCAUCAUGAGGAAGGAAGAUUAUGUGGAUAUAUUGAAGUAACAUCUCAAGACAUCAGUCAGGAAGUUAAAGCUUGGUCGCAAAUGGGUCUUCCAAAUGGACAAUGACCCCUAGCAUACUUCCAAAGUUUUGGCAAAAUGGCUUAAGGACAACAAAGUCAAGGUAUUGGAGUGGCCAUCACAAAGCCCUGACCUCAAUCCUAUAGAAGAUUUGUGGGCAGAACUGAAAAAGCGUGUUCGAGCAAGGAGGCCUACAAACCUGACUCAGUUACACCAGCUCUGUAAGGAGGAAUGGGCCAAAAUUCACCCAACUUAUUGUGGGAAGCUUGUGGAAGGCUACCCGAAACGUUUGACCCAAGUUAAACAAUUUAAAGGCAAUGCUACCAAAUACUAAUUGAGUGUAUGUAAACCUCUGACCCACUGGGAAUGUGAUGAAAGAAAUAAAAGCUUAAAUAAAUAAUUCUCUCUACUAUUAUUCUGACAUUUCACAUUCUUAAAAUAAAGUGGUGAUCCUAACUGACCUAAGACAGGGAAUUUUGACUAGGAUUAAAUGUCAGGAAUUGUGAAAAACUGAGUUUAAAUGUAUUUGGCUAAGAUUGAAUGUAAACUUCUGACUUCAGCUGUAUGUACUGUAUGUUUGUGACCAUUUUCCUCUUCACCACCCCAGGUACUGCACUGAUGACAUGCUGCUCAGAGAGAUGAUGUCAGACCCCAUGCUGGAGCACUACGGUGUCAUCGUCAUCGACCAGGCCCAUGAGAGGACGGUCAGUACAGACGUUCUGCUGGGCCUGCUCAAAGACAUCGCCCUGCAGAGGCCCGAGCUCCGUGUGGUGCUCCUCACAGCUACACACCCAGGACCCAAACUACUGGGCCACUACAGGAAUGUCCCACUGAUCCAGCUGGAGGGUGUGUGUUCAGCAGAGGUGGUGUAUACUGGUACCAGCCACAAGGACUACUUCUGCUCUGCCCUGCGACUGGUUCUGGAGAUACACCACUCCCAAGAGGAAGGGGAUAUAGUCGUGUUUUUGGCCACAACUCAAGUAAGAUCUGCUUAAAAUGUAAUCUCCUAGUCUACAGUCUGGGAAUGUGGGAGAAGCCAUACCAUGACAACUGUUGCUUGGGGAAUAGCUUUUCUCAACUUUCUCUUCUUCUCGUGUUUUUCCCUAUCUCAGGAGAUAGAUCUUGCCCGUGAUAUCCUCCGUCGCGAGGAGGCCAAUAUAUCUCCACAUCUAGGGGAACUUCUCCCUAUCUCGGUGCACCCUGGGCUGGGUGGGACUCUGCCCAUGCCGGGAGAAGAGGACGGCCGGUGCAGAAGAGUCUUCCUCACCUCCAGUCCAAACGAAGACCUCUUUUGGGCUGUGCACAUGCUGAACUUUGUCAUCGAUGCCGGUGUCCAGAAAAGAAAUGUAACACGUUGACAAAUAGUUAUUUUAAGAGAAGCUUUUUGGUAACUACAUUGUAAAAGUUUAUUUAAAUGAAUGAAUGUUGGUCUUUCCUCAUUUUAUAGGUUUAUAACCCUAGGAUCAGGGCAAACUCAGUCGCCAUUCAACCUAUCAGUAGGAGUCAAGCAGAGAGCCGCAAACAGCUUGUAGGACCAACAGGUAUGACAAACACUGAAGUCAGUAACAAAGUCCAGGUGUUGAAGUCACAUACAGUCUGGAGAGUCAUGUGUUCUUGCUAACCUGAGUGCAUAAUUUCCCGCAGGGAAGAGUUUCUGUCUGUACCCAGAGGACACACCCCUGCCCAGCGAGACACGCCCCCACAUCCUGGAUUCUGACAUCACAUCCACGGUGCUCUUCCUGAAGAGGAUGGACAUCGGUGGCCUGGGUCGCUGUGACUUCAUCGACAGGCCAGGUACGGCAAGACAGGCUGAACAAGUACAGGGUCUUUCUUCAGCAUUACAUUUAAUGUAUCUACAGUACUAAUGUGACAGGACAGCUAAAUGUAUACAUACUGAAUGGAGUGAAACAUCAGUACAAUGAAAUUACAUCCAUAAUGCAAUAAUGUCCCUUGAUUGGUGGCAUAACACCAGUGUUGUUUUGUAUCUAGGGUUUUGAGUUCCAUGCAUCCUGUAGAGAGACAUUUUGGGUUGAGCUCAGUUAGUUAGUUUGGCCUGUGUGGUAUUGAAGGGCGGUGAGCCGUGCGUAAACUGAGCUGACAAGCCCUGUUCUACCGCCAUUGUUUUCAGAGCUGACCUGCUUCUGUGAGAUCUGGCGCUAGGCUAUAGCCCUACACAUGGCUCCCUGGGCCUAGUGAUGCAGCAGAGGCCAUGGAGGGCUAACACUCAUUAGAGAUAAGAGCUUAGCCAAGCUGUGUGUGUGUGUGUGUAACCCUGCCAAGCACUACAGCUUAAUGGUGUGCAGCAGGGCAAUGUGGGCGUUCCACUAUAAGCCCAUGAUUGGAUGCCAUUUAGAUUGAAAGUGUGUGCUAAAUGGGUGUGUGGUGUGAUAUUAUUUUAAUGUUGUUGCUGCUGUGAUGCCAUUUCUCAGGAUUAGACUAUUACCAUAAUUACCAUAACGUGACAGUAUAUUUGAGAUGCUUAUUGCCCUGUAUACUCUAUUGUUGAAAACAUUGUUACAUCCAAAAGCGGCAGUUUAAAGCAAAGCCUCUCAGAACAUAUAUUUUGCAUAGUGAUGCACAGCUGAAAUAAGGAUAUUGAGGAUUAAGAUUACAAUCAAUUUAGCCUGCUUGCCAGUUGUACAACCGUAACAAACUGUUUACAGAUUAUUUUCUUUAUAAAGUCAGAUACUUCACAGUUCUGUCAUGCACAGUUUAGAUUCAUAUCCUAGGUUGUGUUAUUUCCACCAGAUCCUGAGGGUCUGAUGCAGGCUUUAGAGGAACUGGACUACUUAGCAGCCCUAGAUGACGAUGGGAACCUGUCGGAGAUCGGCAUCAUCAUGUCAGAGUUCCCCCUGGAGCCCCAGAUGGCCAAGACACUACUGGCCUCCUGCGAGUUUGACUGUGUCAGCGAGGUGAUCACCAUCGCCGCUAUGCUGGCAGGUGUGUGGGACUUCAACUUGUGCUCUGUGGUCUGUAUACCACGUUAAAGAUUCAUGUUAACACACACACACCACCAUGCUGUGGUCAUACUUGCGCACUUGCUGACCUCAUACAAAGUGAAGUCAUGUCAAACCUCACAUGUACUUCAUAGUGUACAAUAUUGAUGCACUAACCCCUUCUCUCAUGCUGCCCUUCUCUUAGCACCAAGCUGCUACCUGGUCCCCUCAAUGGAGUUGAGGCUAGAGGCCUCUCAGUGUCACCUGAAGUUCCAGCACCCAGAGGGAGACCACUUCACCCUCAUCAACAUCUACAAGGCUUUCAAACAGAACCAGCAGGAGCCCUGUGAGUUCAUAGGCCUACCUGUAGCCACAACCAGCUUGAAGAAAACUAGGUUAACAUUGGCGAUAGAUUUGUCAUUGAUUGAUGCUUGUAAUGUAUACAACCCUAAAUUCCUCUCUCUGGCUUGGCGUGUUCCAGUUGUCAGUGUGGAGAAGUGGUGUCAGGACUACUUCCUGAGUCUGUCUGCCCUGCAGACGGCUGAUGCUAUCCGCUCUGAGCUGACUGACAUCCUGAGGAGGAUAGAGCUGCCUGUCUCCAUGCCUUCCUUUGGUUCCAAGGGAAACACCCUCAACAUCAAGAGAGCACUGUUAGCUGGCUUCUUCAUGCAGGUACGGUGGCUUGGCUUCUACCUUCUGGCAUUAGAUAUCUAUUAAACUGCUACUAUUAAGACACUUGAAAGAUACAAUCUACCAUUUACUUGGAGUGAUUACAAAAGACAGAUACUGUUAUGACUUUCAGGUGGCAAGGGAUGUGGAUUCAUCAGGGAAUUAUUUCAUGUUGACUCACAAACACGUGGCCCAGAUUCACCCUCUCUCUGCCUACGGCACCAAGACGCCCAAACUGGGCCUGCCGGAGUGGGUCCUCUUCCAUGAGUACACAUUCUCAGAGGACAACUGCAUCCGCACCGUGUCCCACAUAUCACCAGAGGAGUAAGUGGACUAGAGGUGGAAGAUGUUCUUUGAACUAUGAUAUAUAUAUUUUUUAAGGGCUUCUGUGGAUCUGAAGUAACCAUUUGUGAAAGAUAUACAUCAACAAAACAAACAUCUAAUAUAUCCAAAUAUAGGAUAUCAAAGAUAAUAUCCAAAAACAACUAAAUAAUAGGUUAUAACCAUGUGUAGCUUCAAAUAGAUAACUACAGAUAUUCACUUCAGGGAGAGAUCAGUUCCCAGACAAUACUUUCCGUUUUGGCCCAGGCUCUUCACAAUGGCACAUUAAAGUCAGAUUGUAACUGGAAAGGGUUUUCUUAAUCCAGCCCUCCAGUUUCAGAUGGUUAAAAGGGGAUUAGGGAUAGCACAGCUACAGUACUUAGACAGUGCUGGUUUAAUGGGGACUGUUAAUGACAGAGAAAGCUAGGCAGCCGUCACAGGUUACACACUGAAAUGUAGCUUUUUAAAUCACUCAAAUGUUUACCAAAUGGUGCCCCUUGCAGCUGUUUGACUGAUGUUACUGUAAAUGCUAUAUCCAAUAAAGAGAGUCAUUCAUAGGAAACCCUAGAUUGAGAUUCUCAUUCUAUGGUCUAUGAUCAUCUCACACUCAUUUCAAAACACACUUAGGUUGCUCUCCGUAAUUGCAGGUGACCCAAUGUUCCUGUGCUAUGUUAAAUGUGCACUUCAAGUGCAAGUGAAUACUUACUGUGUGAAAACAGAACAAAAUGCAAAUCCAGUUCACCAAUGAUUCCCUCUCCCUCCCUCCACCCAGAUUCAUUCAGAUGGCUCCACAGUACUUCUUCUUCAACCUGCCUCCCAGUGAGAGCAAGGACAUCCUCCAGAACAUCUUAGACAAGGGAGCUGAACACUACAAAGCGAAGAAGAUGAAAAAUAGCCCCAGCCUAGAGAGCAUACCAGAAGUCACAGCCAGUUGUGUCAUACAGUGA
Coregonus sp. 'balchen' is the source of this 8197-nucleotide messenger RNA. NCBI's taxonomy places the organism in Eukaryota, Metazoa, Chordata, Actinopteri, Salmoniformes, Salmonidae. The record is from the annotation of a GenBank genome assembly.